GCGAGGGGCCUUUGCAGGCUCGCUUUUCGGCGGGUGGUUGUGUGAGGCGCGCAGUUUCCAGCUACAACCCCUCUUGUUCCUCACUGCGAUCCCCGACUCCUGAUCACCGUGGCGGCUCGUCUGUGGCGAGAGAGCGGGGCCGGGUCAGGCUCUGGCCUGCCCCGCGAGGUGACCUUGGUCGAGUCCCCUGUCGCGCUGAGCCAGGGUGCGCGUCUGUGGCGCGGGCCUGUUAGGGACCGGGCUGUGGAGCGGUUAAGGACACAGACCUAGAGCGGCCCCACAGGCUGCCGGGUGUCAGGGGAGCGGCCGGGCCGCCAGGGGCGGUGUGGGGGAGAUGCCCCUACAUGUGAAAUGGCCGUUCCCCUCGGUGCCGCCGGUCACCUGGACUCUGGCCAGCAGCGUCGUCAUGGGCCUGGUGGGCACCUACAGUUGCUUCUGGACCAAGUACAUGAACCACCUCACCGUCUACAACAAGGAGGUGCUGUAUGAGCUCAUCGAGAACCGAGGCCCAGCCACCCCCCUCAUAACUAUCUCCAAUCACCAGUCCUGCAUGGAUGACCCUCAUCUCUGGGGUAUCCUGAAACUCCGGCACAUCUGGAACCUGAAGUUGAUGCGUUGGACCCCAGCAGCUGCAGACAUCUGUUUCACCAAGGAACUGCACUCUCACUUUUUCAGCUUGGGCAAGUGCGUGCCUGUAUGCCGAGGAGAUGGUGUUUACCAAAAGGGAAUGGACUUUAUUUUGGAGAAGCUCAACCAUGGGGACUGGGUGCACAUCUUCCCAGAAGGAAAAGUGAACAUGAGCUCCGAGUUCCUGCGCUUCAAGUGGGGAAUCGGGCGCCUGAUUGCUGAGUGUCAUCUCAACCCCAUCAUUCUGCCACUGUGGCAUGUUGGAAUGAACGAUGUCCUUCCUAACAACCCGCCGUACUUCCCCCGCUUUGGACAGAAAAUCACCGUGCUGAUAGGAAAGCCUUUCAGUGUCCUGCCUGUGCUCGAGCGGCUCCGGGCAGAGAAUACGUCCACUGUGGAGAUGCGCAAAGCCCUGACUGACUUCAUUCAGGAGGAAUUCCAGUGCCUGAAGACCCAGGCGGAGCAGCUACACAACCACCUACAGCCUGGGAGAUAGGCACUGCCCUGCCCAGACCCUGCCCUGCCCAGACCCUGCCCUGCCCGCCCCGGGGUCCUAGGAGAGGCCCACUGAGGCCCGGGGAAGAGGCAGCUCUGGGACCCAGUCCCCCACUGCCAGAUUCCCAGUGCUGCCUUUGAGUUCUCGUCCUUGCAUACAGCUGGGGCUGGGAAAUGGACUGAUGCUUUGAGCUCAAAUAGGGUUUUUUUUUAGACAGAUUUCUCCAUAACCCUUAAAGGACGCCCUCUCCUAGUUGAUGAGCAUUCCAGCUCCUCUGUGGUUUUUCAGUUGAAGGGUCACAACUGUUCCUCCCACUUGGCCACAAAGGGAGGAAAAAAUUUAGGCAGUGGCCUCCUUCUUGCCUGCAUGUGUUCUCUCCCAGGGCUGGCGUCUGGAGGGAGGGUAGUUGAAAGGGGUGGGUGACUAGGCUGGAGCUUGGGGAGGGGCCCACAAGGCCAUUGGCCUGGAUCUGCUCACCACCUCAUCAGGGAUGGUCUUUAGGCACUUCUUUCCUCUGCCUGAGCUUCCCAUGGGCCUGGGAGCCUCGGGCAGGGCCCAGUCCUGGGCUGUAGGCAGAAGAGCAGCCCUUUGCCAGAAGUGGAGCCUGCAGCAAGCGACUGAGACCUGGCCAGUAACCCUGUGCUGGGGCCCACCAACUUUUCCUUCCUUUCCGUGUCCCUGGCAUCACU
Molossus molossus (Pallas's mastiff bat) is the source of this 1812-nucleotide messenger RNA. RefSeq names its product tafazzin (gene TAFAZZIN). The record is from RefSeq and is a predicted model, not a curated record. Gene Ontology annotation, biological process: inner mitochondrial membrane organization; cardiolipin acyl-chain remodeling. The transcript is spliced from 10 exons. Bases 335 to 1123 code for a protein of 262 amino acids. Lineage: Eukaryota; Metazoa; Chordata; Mammalia; Chiroptera; Molossidae. Gene Ontology annotation, molecular function: 1-acylglycerophosphocholine O-acyltransferase activity. Gene Ontology annotation, cellular component: mitochondrial membrane.